AUCCUGAGCAACUUCUCUCGAGCGGUUUGGAUAUCACCCUCGCCACCAAUCGCCAGAGAUUCCAUUGCUUGAGGGAUUCUUAUAUUCGUGGUAUCCUGUGGAGAAUCGUCACUUGAUCAUCUGUCUCAUUCCUAGUACCGCCAAGAUGAUGGAGACCUACCAGUUAAGAGUUGUGGCUGUUUGUUACCUUAGCUGUCUUAUUACCGUUUUAGAGAGUGUCGCUCUGGAAGGCCACAAGAAUAUCCUGGAGCCCAAUCAAAUGCCGAUCAAACCACACAAGACGUCCCUUCUUCUUCUCUCCAGAGCUCUCAAUGCAAAGACCAAGACAGGAGAUGACGCAGCGGACAUAUUUUCCCAGGGGUCGUCUCGUAUUUCCCAUAUUAAUGAGAAUCUUCAUCAAUGCUGCAUUAAAGGAAAACAUAUAGUUCCGAUAGGACUUGACAUCACUGGAAAUCAAAAAUAUGUUGAUAUCGGACGAUGCCGUCGAAACUGCAGACAUAAAUUUCAUCAUCAUCACCAUCACUACUUACGACACUACAGGCACACAACACAAAAAACAUCAACAAAUGUGGAUUAUACAAUUACAGAAAAUACGUUUCAGAAGAACUGUUCCUUCUCCGAUUUGUGUGAACCAGUAUCCAGGAUAACAGAAAUCCACCAUCUACUGACGGGUCCACGAGAAGUAGCAAUCGUAGAGAAGUGUAGCUGUAGUACCAAUCCUCCAAAUUGUCAACGUACUUCCAGCAUAAUGCAUUUUUUUAAAGACACGCCUUUCGAAACAGCAGUUGAUGUAGGAUCUUGCUGGGGGUAUUGUAACGAGGGAAACAGUUGUGUUCCACUACGGAAUAGAACAAUUAGCGUUGACGGCCCAAAUGGAGCCACCUGUGUUCAAGUGAUCGAAGAAUGUCAAUGCACACAACCUUGUUAUAGAAUGGAGUUUCUGGAGUUUUAUUACGAGAGAAUAUGGAAUGAUACAAUAAAUUCUACCACGGAAGGCGUCAAGGAAAUUGAUGUGGGUCUCUGCGUUGGAGGAUGUAGACACUUAGAACAAGAUCUAUUCCACUGUGUGCUCAGAGAUGACAAGAACCCUGGGAAGUGUCUCAUGUCUCUUCGAAAAGAAGAACCACUCUGCAAGCCUGUUCGAUUCAACAGCCACGUGUUUACAACACGCAGUGGUGCAGCGAAAUCGGUUCUUUCCAUAGAAGAUUGUGCCUGUCAGUGAGGUAGGAGAAUCUCUUGAAUGUCAUGGAUGAGAGCGUCUUGUGAUCGGUAAACACUUGUGUGAGUAACAGCUGAACUAAUGCUGGAAGGCAUCGGCUAUUUUUGGACCAAUCCUAAUGUAAUAGCUUGCUGUCCGACGAGAUGUCCUUAGAUAUCUAAUGCGCGGUUUUUUUUAAAGGCAUAAAUAAACGCUUUCUUAUGUAACAGUAUACCUGCAAACAAAUUAAUGAGACUGAGAAUAACAUCUGUGUUUUCUGUUUACUUUGCGAAAGUUUUACAAGAAUUACAAAGGAUUUCUGCUAAUAUAUUAGUCUGCCAAAAGAAAAACGAAACGAAGAAGAAAUGUUGAAUUAUUAUACAUUAGGCUUUGUUAGCUUCCUUUCUUAUUUCUGUCAAAAAGCUAAAACACUAUUUAAAAGUUCAUGAGUAAUCAUGUAUAUUCUUAAAAUAUUUCACAUUUUCCAUAUAUUUGUACACCACCUAUUUCUUUAAUAAUAUCAUACGAUCAACUACUCUUGGUUGUCAUUACACUUUAUUUUAACGUGUCCUGUUUUAUUACUUAUCAUUUUAUUUCACUCAAAAUGUUUUUACCAAAUUUCGUUUGAUUGUAAGUUGUUGCAUACAGGUAAGCAUUUUUCAGACUUGAAUUACCCUUUAUAUUGCUUGCCUAUGUGAUUCUUUAUAUAAUGCAGAAUUAAAAUCUGUACAUAUUAUUCUUUUUUAUUUCUCUAAAGAUGUAAACUAAUAAUCGUUUAUCUCAUGAGGAUCUUUUCUUCUUCUGGGUAUUAAACUUUUUUUAUCACCACAGAUUAUAAACAUAAAUUUUACAUUAACUACUAUUUUGAAAUAUGAGGUUUUGUGAAAGAAAUUUGCAAACAUUCUUGAUGAAUAGUUAAAUAUUAAAGUUUACAUUCUAAGAAAGCUCUUAUGGAUAAGAAGGAAAAGUUGAUUGCAAUUCUAGCAAUGUUCGGUAUUUCUAAAUUGUUUAAGAUAAUAGUUGUCGCGUCAGAAGUUCCAGUUCAAUGAUUAUCUUCUGUCAAACUCUGCACUCAUAGUGUGGAGCGUUGUGGGAUUCAUACAUUUUAUACUAUCAUUAAACUAAAGCUCCUUUUUUGAGAGAAAUAUUGUGAAAUAAUAUAAAAACAUUUGAAGUGUUUAAAUUUAUUGUAACCCUUUCUUAUUUGAUACAACGUAGCCUUAAAAAAAGUUUGAUGUUCAUGCACAGGGUUGCCUUACUAAGCAUAUUUCUAUUCAUGUUAUUUUUUAC
Limulus polyphemus (Atlantic horseshoe crab) is the source of this 2488-nucleotide messenger RNA. RefSeq lists its product as uncharacterized. The record is from RefSeq and is a predicted model, not a curated record. NCBI's taxonomy places the organism in Eukaryota, Metazoa, Arthropoda, Merostomata, Xiphosura, Limulidae. The transcript has 8 exons. Bases 146 to 1222 code for a protein of 358 amino acids.